CGAUAAACAUAACCUUACUCCAAAAUGCUACUACAGAAUGGUCAAUAGAAAAUAUUCCUUACGGUGGUUAUGUAUACUAUAGUUAUUUGGUAAAUGAGAACAGUCGUAUCAAUGUUUAUGGAUACUAUUUAAACGAAAUCGAAAUGUUUUUUAAAAAAUGGGAUUUUCCAGAACCAUCAGUUUUAAAUUUGCAAGGAAUUUUGAUAAUUUUGCCUAAUAAUACUAUGUUAGUAUCACAAAUAGAAAACCUUAAUACGUGGAGUUUUUUGACCACUGAUAUUCCCAAAUUCAUAGAUAAAGAUAAUGGUUAUUCAAAUUUUCAAGUAAAGUCAACAAAUCCCUCAAUAAAUGACAAUAUUUCAACUUCAACAAAAAAUAUUACAAUUACAUAUUAUGAACCAGUGGAACUUUCUGAUGGAAAUAUUGCGAUUUAUCAAAUUGAUAAUAGUGGUAACAAAAUUAUUCGACAAUUUGUUAAUGGUAUCAAAAGUCCCGAUUUUUGUUCCAUUUCUGAUAAUGGAUUAACUGUAACUAUAAAAGUUAUCAACAGUACAUUUAGUAACCCCAGUAGCAAAUUUUAUGUUAAAGUUGACAAUCAAUGUGAAGAAACUUUAGCAGACAAAGUAUCUGGAGUUUUGCGCUUGAAUACAGAAGGCACUGAACUCUACGAAAAUCUUAAUUCAGCUGAGAAAGAUCAAUUCUUUACAGAUCUGCAUCUUGAGUUAUCUAAAAUUAUUCCUGUUAAUAUUAAGCGACUAAGUUCAAAUAGGAAAACCCAAGUUGAUACCACUGUUAAACCUAGUCAUCAAAUACUUAUUUCACUUAACAUCGAAUCAUCCAAAGAAGAAAGAAGUGUAACAUCUAUUAUAGAUGAUUUAAAUGAAAUGAUCAAAUAUAAAAGCAUAACUUCCAUUAGCUUAAACCCUACCACAAAAUAUUUAGAUGAAGAUUUUGGAUUUCAACCAAAACCCAACUUAUGGGGUGAAUACAAGUGGAGAUUUUUGGGCAUUAUAUUAGCGUUUGCAAUUUUAGUGGCUCUUUUUUUAAUAGCACAAAAAAGAGAAUGCAAGGGUCGUAACAUAGCGAUUUUACAAUUUGGAUUAAUUAUUUUUGAUUUUGUAAUGGAUGUCCUUUUCGUCAGUAAAAAUGGUAAAGUUAUUGAAGUAUUAUACAUUCCAAGUGAUGAAAACAAAUCCAAGGCUUUCUUGGAUUGGUUCACUCGACAUGAAAAGGUGGCAUCAGUAUUUACAGUUAUAUCGAGUGCUGACAUUGAAACAUUAAGUAUUCUCUAUUCAAAUUUUGCCGGAUUUAAAUUUUUCCAAGCUCCAAUUUCAACUAAAGGAAAAAAUCGAAUCUUUUGGGCUUCUUGCUUAACCAUUUUUGUUGAAGAUAUACCGCAGUUGAUCAUUCAGUUAUUAUACCAUUAUAGUGUGGUUACAUAUGAUAUAAUUCCUCUUCUUGCACUCGCUUCCUCAUGUCUUAGCUUGUUAUUAAAUAUCAUUGGCAGAUUAUUUCAAGCAAUAAAUAGCUGUCGACCUGGAACUUUGGAAGAUGACAAUACACAGAAUCAAGAUUAUUUUGAUGGAUUUCGAGAACUUCAGACACUGGCUACUGAAAAGAAUUUUACUUCAGACAUAUCAACAUCGCAUUAA
This is a messenger RNA of Diversispora eburnea, 1652 nucleotides long. The record is from the annotation of a GenBank genome assembly. NCBI's taxonomy places the organism in Eukaryota, Fungi, Glomeromycota, Glomeromycetes, Diversisporales, Diversisporaceae.